Molecule: messenger RNA, 1129 nt
Organism: Penaeus chinensis
Lineage: Eukaryota; Metazoa; Arthropoda; Malacostraca; Decapoda; Penaeidae
Exons: 2
Coding region: 111-977 (288 amino acids)
Source: RefSeq, a predicted model, not a curated record
UGAAUCCUGUCACUGACUCCAACAAGUACCAGCAGACGAGACAAUGCUAAGCCAUCCUAUCUGCCUUUCCAAAAUCCUCUACAACGAAACUAACUUCGCCAAACGUCGACAUGUCGGAUUACCCACCUCAAGAUGCCUUCUACGGCGCCGUCGGAGGCGCCGAUGAGUAUCUAGAUGCCAGUUUAAUAUGUGGCACUCAAAGCUCAAAUGUCUAUGAAAAUGAAGAGUACAUUGCCAACUUUGACCUAGAUCUUCUGGCAGCCGAACUAUGGCCUGAGUCGAGCGUUGCAGGAGCAACAUCCGACUCGGCGUCUUCUGAAGGAGGCAUUUUCAAUUCCACAUCUAUCUGUUCGCAAGACGAGGAUUUCUUGGGUCUUGGUGCAAUAAACCCCAAUGACUUGUUUAGCAGUAAGAUGCAACCGUCAUAUCCAUCGUCUCACACCACAGACGAAUAUGUUCCUUAUCAGUAUUGCGAGCAGCAAACUAUUUCUUACUCUUAUCAGCCAGUGUUGCACCUUUCUCAGUAUGAUGACAAAUUGGGAGAAUCUUUUCAGCAAAUGAAUAUUUCUCAGCCAUACGAUCAGCAUUCUGGGUAUGCUCAUCAUAAUGACCAACAGAUGGGUGUAUAUCAGCAACCUCAUCGACAGUCGGGUAUUUCUUACGAGUGUGACCAACAGUCUGAUGUGUCUGGAAGUGUCACUUCAAAGAAACGGAAAGGCUAUCGACAUCGGCAUCAGCGUCAGUUCCUCAGCAGCGUUGAGGAACGAGAUCGGCGGUCCCGCGUUCUCAACAACGAGGCUUCGGCCAUUUACCGAAGGAAGAUGCACGAUCUCCACGACAAAGCUCGCAUGGAGCUGGAUAACCUUGAGCAGAGGAACCAGCAACUGACGCAGAGGUUCCGCCUCCUUCAGAAGUUCUGCUCCGGUUACAGGGCUCGCUUAGCGUCUUUCGGCGUACCAGUAACAAGCAGUUUCUGAUCUUAAGUCACCUGAUUUUAUUAAAGUCAACACAUUCCUCCAUUAUUAUGUCUGUCAAAUGAAAUUAUUCAUAUGUUUCCCAAAUGAACUAUAAAUAAAUACUUCCUCGAGUUAUUAACUCCCCAUAAUCAUAAGAUCCUUUUUCACUAAUU